Molecule: messenger RNA, 1062 nt
Organism: Aspergillus thermomutatus
Lineage: Eukaryota; Fungi; Ascomycota; Eurotiomycetes; Eurotiales; Aspergillaceae
Exons: 3
Coding region: 1-1062 (353 amino acids)
Cellular component (GO): periplasmic space
Molecular function (GO): lyase activity
Source: RefSeq, a predicted model, not a curated record
AUGUUGAAGAAAUCGCUCCUAAACAUCCUCGCAGUGGUUGGCGUCUGUCACUCCACUGUGGUGGAUGUCCCCAGCGUCUUCGGCCCCAUCCCUCAUGUUGGUGACUUCUCCGGCGUCGACUCGAUCAAAUACCUCGAGAGACGCCCCGGAGACUUUGUUCAUCCCGGUAUCUGGCACACCCACGAGGAUCUGGAGCGCAUUCGGACCAAUGUUAUGUCCAAGCAAGAUCCCUGGGCCUCUGCCUACAAGAAAUUCAGCGCCGAUCAAUACUCCCAAGCCAGCUACCAGAUGCAAGGGCCCAAAGAGGUUCUCUCCCGCGGCAAGAUCAGCAACUACAGUACGUUCGCUCAUGACGCUCGCGCGGCAUGGCACAAUGCGCUGAUGUGGUACAUCACCCGCAACCAGUCGCACUGGGAUUGGAGCACCUCCAUCCUGGAUGCUUGGGGAACCAACCUGACCAACAUCAUCGGUACUGACCGCUCGCUGAUGAUUGGUCUUAAUAGAGAUUUGUUUGUCAACGCAGCAGAGAUCAUGCGCUGGGAGGGCAACUGGACGGAAGCCGGGGCCAAGUGGCAGGGAGGUUCUGGGUUCAGCAACCAGCUGUACUGGCUGUUUUCGCGGCAAUCAGCCGUUGUGGGACAGGCCAACCACGGUAUGGUCAGUAUCAAGUCGAUGCUCAGCUUUGCGGUAUAUCUGAAUGAUGUCGAACUGUACAACUAUGCGAUGAAUGCUUUUAUUCAGGACAACUGCGCUGGUCUGUUUGCGCAGUAUCGUCCGGAGACUGGUCAAUCCGUGGAAGCCGGCCGUGACCAAAGCCACACAAUGUCCGGUAUCGGGUGGACUGCAUACGGCGCACGAAUCGGACAGAGCCAGGGCGUCGAUCUAUACGGCCUGGGCCACAAUCUUUUGCUCAAAGCGGCCGAAUACGCAGCCAAGUACAAUCUGAACAAGACUGUGGAGUACAAUCCCAAGUGGGCCCGGUGCGAGGCGGUCCUGGUCAAUGGUCCCUGGGCAACUAUCUCGGAGCAGAGUCGCGGCGUAACGAAUCAGAAUCCCGUCUGA